Molecule: messenger RNA, 3408 nt
Organism: Diabrotica virgifera virgifera (western corn rootworm)
Lineage: Eukaryota; Metazoa; Arthropoda; Insecta; Coleoptera; Chrysomelidae
Exons: 21
Coding region: 41-3382 (1113 amino acids)
Biological process (GO): cilium movement; cilium assembly
Cellular component (GO): motile cilium; extracellular exosome
Molecular function (GO): protein binding
Source: RefSeq, a predicted model, not a curated record
UUUUUUUACAUCUAAAUGUCAUCUUUCUUACAGUAUUAAAAUGCCUCCAAAAAGUAGCAAAAGUGCAACGGAAGCUGCAAAAGCUUCUGAUACAAGACAUUCCGUAGACGAUGCCUUACCAGAGCCAAAGUACAAAGUCAUCAACAUUCUUAUAGAAAAUUAUCAGAAUAUUAAGCCUUUUUUUCCAGUAGCCGAAGUUCUUACAACAAUAAACCAUGACGAUAAAAUUAUCGGCAACACUACUGCACUGCCUAUACUAGACGAUGAUCUUAUUCCCGUUAAUCAGACAUUUAGCCUAACAAUCAAUGUGAACAAUCCAAAAGAAUUGGAUGCCCUUGUAUCCGUACCUUUAAUUUUUAUUGUUACCCAAAAUCAAGGCACUAUCGAUAGUAGCUUAUAUUCCCAAAUACAAUUGACUAAACCGCUGCAGAAUAUACCUUUGACCAAAUCAUUUGAUAGUGUUAUUAGUAUUUAUGAAGCAUUCACAGGUCGAAAAACGGAGAUCUCAGAAGAGGCAAAAAACAAAAGGAACAAACGGAAUAAAAGUGCUAAAGGAUCUGAAAAAAGUAAGGCGGAAAAGAAAUCCAGAAAGUCACAAAAUGAGUCAAAAACUAAUUCAGAAAGAUCAUCGACUCUUAAAAGCAAAUCGUCAUCAUUAGUCAAAAGUGAUAAGCCUAAGUCUGCUGCAAAUUACGAUCUCACAUCAUUUGGAAUCUGCUGCAUGGAUUUGUUACCUGUAUUUUAUAAACCCUCCAAAUUUUCCCAAACGUUGUACAUAAAGCCUACCGUACAAUAUACUGACAAUAAGAUGUUGUCUUUCAAAGCGCAUCCAACAAUUGAAGUGACGAUUUUUAUUGAAGAAGACUUGGAUCUGGAAAACUCUACGUUUUUAAAUUUCACUCUUGAAACCAUUUACAACGUACCUGCAUUAAUGAGCGAAGAAAUGGACUACUGGGCUUGCAUAAUGUUGCCUAUGCUCAAUGGGCGGAAAUCACCUCUUCUUUUCACAAAUCCAGCUACAGUUUCAACAAAUCAGCAACCAAUUUCCAAAUUAUGGCCUGGAACCACCAGAGCAUAUAAUGAUGCUAACGCUACCGUGUACACAACUCCUGAAGAUCAUAACGAUUUGAUAAGUCGAUUUGACACAAACUAUGAAUCGUACAUUACCGAAGAGAGUCCAAGACUGGAGUUUGUAAUGAUCAAGCGACAUUUAAUGUUUAGGGAUGCUCUUACUGAACUUAUCAAUCAUAUUCACGUACACAAAAAAGUAGUCUUGGAAAUUUAUGUGGCUCCUAAAGAUAAAACCAAAAAGAAAUCUCCUAAUCUGUUUGGCAAAUCACUCGAGUUUUCAAGGAAGAUUAGAAAAAGCGCAGACUCCUUACAUUUGAUGGCCAUAUUAGAUGUGGCUGCAUUAACGUAUCCUGGAGUUCAGCAAGUACGUCUUGCAGCUCCGAUAACAACUUUUACCCCUGAAGAAGCUGCCAAUGGCGGACUAGAUGAUUCUUUUUUCUUUCCAUAUUCGAAAAGAGAUUCAAAAGAACCUAAAGACAGAGAACCACGAGAAAAUUUGCCUAAGAAAGAUAAUAAGUCCGUUAAAAGCUCUAAGUCUUCAAAGGCUAAAUCAAAGGAAGGUCACUAUAUGAAAGAUUUACUUCCUCCAAAGCCUGCGCCUCCUCCAGAACCUGAACCUAGUGUGCAAGUGUAUAAUGAAGCUGGGAAACCUUGUUUUGUAGUAGUUACGUUCGAGAUGUCGAAUCCAUUGGUGCAAGCGAAAAAGGUUGAAGAUGUACAAGAGGAUUUAUCAAUGUUAAUUAAAGAGAAACAAAAAAAUUCUGAUUUGCACCCCACAUCUAUGCUAUCGAAGUGCAUGUCAUAUGAUUAUUACAAUGAGUUAUUAAAUGCAAUGAUAUUUGAUUUGAAUGAUAAAUUUUUGACAUUCAGCAACGAGAACUGUAUGAAACCUGCAGAAUGUCUAACACGAAAGGAAUCGUCCCAGAAAAUUGCCGGCAGAUUUGUAGAGUUUCUUAAACAUGAAGGAAUUUAUGAGUCAUAUGUACAUUCUAUUACAAAAGCUACAUCUUUAAUGAUUAGUAAAGAUUUUCAACGCGUAAAUGGAAAAGAUAUUAAAGAACAUCAACAAUUUAUUGGUAAUGUGUUUGUUUUUCUCAUAUCCAAAAUGAACAAAACCGUAAACCAUUUAAUAUGUCACGAAAUGGAACCUGUGACAACAUAUAAGAAGAUUGACAACUUUUUCUUUUACGCAAAAGAAGCAAUGGAUACAAAUAGAGAAGAAAUAGCUGAAAAAUAUUUUCUUGAAAGAAUUUGUAAUGAUUCACAGAAUGCCUGUUAUUGGUUUGACUACGGAAUAUAUCUUUUAGAAAAAAAGGAAGAUGACAAAGCUUACGAGUGUAUGAAAGAAUGCUUGUUACAGCAACAACAGCACAAAUAUGGUUUAAUAGUACUUGCAGCUCUUCUGAGCAAUAAAGGACACAAAGAAGAUGCGGAAACCUGUUUCCUAAAUGUAGUGACAGACAACCCUGAAUGGUGUGAAGGUUGGGCAAUUUUCUACUUGUUUUACCAAAAAACUGAAAAUUAUGGUGGCAUGGAUAACACAUUGCGUAUGGCAAAAAAGUACAGCGAUCUUAGUGCACCUUUGGAUUAUUUUUCAGAAUAUGAGGAUUUAGUAUGGACUAGUGAAAUUUGUCCCAAAACUGUAUUCUUUCGAACAGCUAUGCUAUUGCUGAAAUUACGAUUGUAUUCAUGGACUGAACUAGCUUUAGCUCAAGAAAUAAAUACCCAUCCAGGAUUUACUCAUUAUCUUCUAUCAGCACUCUGUUAUUACAAAAGAUUAUAUCGCCACGCUUUGGAUCAUCUUGAAGAAACCAUGAAAUAUUAUGGUCCGAAUUAUGCGGCCUCAAGUCUUGCAGGACAUUGCUUUCUGGGGCUAGACCGAAAGGGAGAGGCUGAGAAACAGUAUUAUUAUGCCCUAGAAUCAUACAAUAGACCAGUUUACUUACACUUAGUGACUGUUAAUUUGGCGCAAGUAUUAAUAGAUAAAGGCGCUGACCAGGAAGCUAGAAACUUGAUGUUAUUGGCUUGCAAAUAUAAUCCGUCUCCUUAUACGUGGUAUAUGGCAGGAAAAUUAUAUUAUGAACAAAAGGACUUCCUUAGUGCUGAAGAAUGUUUUUCUGAAGCAAAUGCAAUGGACAAUACGUACGCUGAAAUUUGGGGUUAUUUGGCUCUAGUUAACUUCAAGUUACAAAGACAACAUGAGGCAGAUCAAUGUUUAAACCACGCAAUAAAGAAUAAACUUUCGGAUGAAGAUCUCCUCGAACUGAUUAAAGAUGAGUGUUCUUUGUAUAAUCACAUGUGUUCUAUCUAGUUUUAAAAUAAAUUAUUUCUUUUUAA